GAUAUGCAUGAAAAUGAUUUGAGAAUCUCUUUGAAGAUCUUUUACUCCAAAGCAAAUAGUUGGAGCAGAACUACUGAGCAAAAGCAGGCAUUGCAUCUUCAGUUGGCAUCAAGUUUGCAAUCAGAUUGGAAAAGUUUAACCCGAAGCUUCCUUGCCUGCAGUGAAGCAGAAAGAUACAUACUACUCAUAUAAUAAAAGACAUGGGCUUCAACCUGACUUUCCACCUUUCCUACAAAUUCCGAUUACUGUUGCUUUUAUCGUUAUGCGUGAUGGUGGUUGGGUGGGCCACCAGUAACUAUUUUGUGGGUGUUAUUCAAGAGAUUCCUAAAGCAAAGGAUUUCAUGUUUAAUUUCAAUAAGGCCCUAACUUUGGGGAAAGAAGAAACUAAAGAGACUAAAGAAGCAUCCGUGAAAAAGGUAGAACUUGACAUUUGCCCUUCUGUGUCUCCACACCUCAGAGGCCAGAGCAAGCUCAUUUUCAAACCAGAUCUCACUUGGGAAGAGGUGCAGGCAGAAAAUCCCAAAGUGCAGAGGGGCCGGUAUCACCCCGAGGAAUGCGAGGCUUUGCAGCGGGUGGCCAUCCUCAUCCCACACCGGAACAGAGAGAAACACCUGAUGUACCUGCUGGAGCAUCUGCAUCCCUUCCUGCAGAGGCAGCAGCUGGACUACGGCAUCUACAUCAUCCACCAGGCUGGAAAUAAAAAGUUUAAUCGAGCCAAACUGUUGAAUGUGGGCUACCUGGAAGCUCUAAAGGAAGAAAAUUGGGACUGCUUUAUAUUCCAUGAUGUGGACCUGGUGCCCGAGAACGACUUUAACAUUUACAAGUGUGAGGAUCAGCCCAGACACCUGGUCGUUGGCAGGAACAGUACUGGGUACAGGUUACGUUACAGUGGAUAUUUUGGGGGUGUUACUGCCCUAAGCAGAGAGCAAUUUUUCAAGGUGAAUGGAUUCUCUAACAACUACUGGGGAUGGGGAGGCGAAGACGAUGACCUCAGACUCAGGGUUGAGCUCCAUAGGAUGAAAAUAUCCCGGCCAAUUCCUGAAGUGGGUAAAUAUACAAUGAUCUUCCACACCAGAGACAGAGGCAAUGAGGUCAAUAUAGAACGGAUGAAGCUCUUACAUCAGGUAUCCCGAGUGUGGAAAACAGAUGGGUUGGCUAGUUGUUCCUAUAAAUUACUGUCCGUGGUAUACAAACCUUUAUAUAUCAACAUCACAGUGGACUUCUGGUCUAGUGCAUGACCCUGCAUCGUUUGGUGACAUUUGGGAGAACUGAUUACGUGAUUGCAAUAGUUUUGGCCUAGAGACAUCUCUAGUAGCACACAUUCAGAACCUGUUGCAGCUAAUUAUCGGGCUGAAUUUUUCCUUUUUAUAUUUUCUUAGCAGAUAUGGAAUGUAAAAUAUUUAGAACAAGACAGCUUUCUUAGUUGUUUUGAUUGUGAGGGUUACAUCUUGUGACGUGGAUACUUAAAGGACUAAAUGUAGAAGGCAGACACAAAAGAUAUAAUGAAGGCCAUGUGAGAACUCUGGUUGGAGGAGAUUUAUUUACAUUUGAAGCGACAUAUUAGGGAGGGUGAAAGCCUACAGGAAAUAAGAAUACCUAAUGUCUCAGAGAACCAGAAUUGUUCUCGCCCAAGAAAGCAAGGUACGAAAAUGUGUUCCUGUUACUUGUUUAUCCUGCGUGGUUGUCUCUGAAGCUUUGGGGCCAGAAGAGAAGUUGGCUACGAAAGAGGAGAGAAAAGGCAAAGAAUCAAGACGAGGUGAACUUGGGAAUGAAGGGGUGGCAGGAGGUGGUGGGGGUGAAGAGCAGCAGCUGCGUGCGGUUGCAGCCUCCCAGCAGUAGCCCGGCAGAGAACACAUUAUCUACUAGUUUUUAAGCACUUUUGUAAAAUGAUUUUGUACACGUAGGAUAUGAAUUAGCAAUUUCCAAAUUACGUCUUAACUAGUAAUACCUCUAUAAAAUACCUCUCUAAUAAAAUAUGAAAAAGC
Messenger RNA from Otolemur garnettii (small-eared galago), 1985 nucleotides. It is a transcript of the gene B4GALT4, whose product is annotated as beta-1,4-galactosyltransferase 4. The record is from RefSeq and is a predicted model, not a curated record. Gene Ontology annotation, biological process: carbohydrate metabolic process. The transcript has 7 exons. Gene Ontology annotation, molecular function: glycosyltransferase activity. NCBI's taxonomy places the organism in Eukaryota, Metazoa, Chordata, Mammalia, Primates, Galagidae. Bases 201 to 1238 code for a protein of 345 amino acids.